AUGGUGGGCGCGUGCGCGGUAGCCGCGCUAUCCCCGGCCACCGCUUCCAUCUCCAGCCCGCCGCCGCCUUUGCCCCGCAGCUUCCGCCUGAGCUGCCGCCAGGACUCCCGCGCGGCGAGGCGCGGCGUCGGUCUCGCUCGUUUCUCCCGCGACGCCAACGACGCCAAGGCGGAGCCUGGCAGCAAGGAGCGAACCCCGCAGGACGACGACGCCGGCUACCUGUGGACGCUGGGCCUCGGGUCCGUCGGCGGCGCGGCCGCCGUGAAGUACGGCAGCGUCCUGCUACCAGACAUCACGCGGCCCAACAUCGUGCAGGCGCUGCUCAUGGUGUCCCUGCCCAUGGUGGCCGCCGUCCUCAUCCUCCUCAACCUCAGUUCCUCACAGGAUUCAAGCUGAUAUGCCCUUGUUCAGUUUCACUUUAAAUUGUACUCAACGCCUUGUAAGAUGAAUAAAAUGGAUAUGCACAAGUGGGUAAACAUUCUUCUAUCCGGGAGGGUGUCAAAAUAUUGCACCUCAAGACAUGGGUGUGCAUUUAGGAGUUAUUUGGCUCCCAUCCACACUUUGCCAACCUAAAGUUCAGCAAGUGUCGCAGCCAUCAAAGCGUAUCAAAAUAUUGUACCAUGAAUUUUAGAUUAAUGAAAAAAUUAACGUGCAA
Molecule: messenger RNA, 655 nt
Organism: Lolium rigidum
Lineage: Eukaryota; Viridiplantae; Streptophyta; Magnoliopsida; Poales; Poaceae
Exons: 2
Coding region: 1-396 (131 amino acids)
Cellular component (GO): chloroplast
Source: RefSeq, a predicted model, not a curated record